Messenger RNA from Paramecium sonneborni, 1478 nucleotides. NCBI's taxonomy places the organism in Eukaryota, Ciliophora, Oligohymenophorea, Peniculida, Parameciidae. The record is from the annotation of a GenBank genome assembly.
UAGCAAAUGAAGAAAUAAGUAGGGAGUCUUAAUGAAUAAAAGUAGGAGGACAUGAAUCGAAGAGUUGUAACAGAGAUUGAGGAUGGGGAUUAAGAAGUAAAAACAUUACAAGAUAUCUCAAAUUUGAAAGCUCAUUUGAAAAUGCAUUAGAUGGUAAAGUAACCUUUCAGGAAAAAUAAGGAAGAGUCUACUCCAUCUAUUUAAAUAGGGAAAUUUGAGAAUCAAUUAAAAUAAAUAUAACAAUAGACAAUAAAAAUGUAGGCAAGAAAACCAGUUUCAAUAGAAAAGAAUAGUGCUAAAUCAGUAUUGAUGGCAGUUUCAACUGAAAGAUUAGAUUAUUCUAAUUUCACAUAUGUAAAUUUGAAAGUUGUUGGAAGUGGAUCAUUCGGAAUUGUACAUAAAGUAAAUGAAUUUUAAAUAAUAGGCCAAAGUAAAUGAGACAGGGGAAAUUGUAGCAAUCAAAAAGGUUCUACAAGAUAGAAGAUAUAAAAAUAGAGAGUUAUAGAUAUUAUAAGAAUUGGAUCAUGUCAAUGUAUUAAAAAUGAAACAUGCAUUCUAUACUCCUGCAGAUAAUAAAGAUGAAACUUAUCUUAAUGUUGUAAUGGAAUACUUUCCUGAUACACUUUAUUCAUUCAAUAAAUCCUUUAUCAAAGAUUUCAAAAAGAUGCCUGAUAUUCUAGUUAAAUUGUUGAGUUACUAAUUGAUAAGAUCUAUUGCGUAUAUCUUCUUUAUAUUUUUAGAUAUAUUUCAUUAUUGGGAAUAUGUCAUCGAGAUAUUAAACCCCAUAAUGUUUUAGUCGAUCCUUAAUCUAACAAAUUGUAGUUAUGUGAUUUUGGAAGUGCUAAAAAAUUAGUUAAAGGUGAACCAAACAUAGCUUACAUUUGUUCAAGAUGUUACAGAGCUCCUGAAUUAAUAUUUGGAGCCACAGAUUAUAAUACAUAAGUAGACGUUUGGUCUGUUGGCUGUGUCAUUGCUGAAUUAAUCAAUGGAGAACCUCUCUUUUUGGGAGAAUCUGCAGUUGAUUAAAUGGUUGAAAUCGUCAAAGUACUUGGAACUCCAAACCAUGAAUAGAUACUCAGCAUGAAUAAAGAUUAUGAUGUUUAAUCUAAUAAAUUAGCCAAAAUAAAAUAGAGAGAUUGGAAAAAAGUAAAAAUUAAUUUUAAUAGAGGUCUUAAAAACUAAAGAUACUAAGGCUAUUGAUUUAGUUUCAAAAUUACUCACAUAUUGUCCUAAAACCAGACUUACUCCAUUUAAAUCUUUAGCUCAUCCCUAUUUUGAUGAAUUGAGAGACAUUAGUUAGUUAAAGAGUAUGCAAAGUUAGAUGAAGAUUAGCAUUCCUGAACUUUUUAACUUCUCUAAUGGUAUCAUUAAAUUAAUGUUUUUUAGAAGAAGUCUGUAAAAUGACUUAAUAAGAGAUUACUCAAUUAAUACCUGAUUGGUAUGGCAUUUCAUCUAAAAUUGUUAAAACAGAAUGUUGA